Spodoptera littoralis (African cotton leafworm) is the source of this 732-nucleotide messenger RNA. NCBI's taxonomy places the organism in Eukaryota, Metazoa, Arthropoda, Insecta, Lepidoptera, Noctuidae. The record is from the annotation of a GenBank genome assembly.
AUGGAAGAGGUCCCACGUUUAGUGUCCGAGAUGACCAGCAUGUUUCAACAACGCAUGGCUGACUUCGAGCGGCAGCAGAGAGAUAACGCAGGCGCAGCAAAUGAAGCCACACCAGUGCUCUCAGCAGAGUUCGUAGCAUUCCGGAGCUUUAUUAUGCAGUUUCUCUGUGUAUUCCAACAGCAAGUGAGCUUCAUGGUGCAGGCCAUGGACGAUAUGCAGAUGCGCAGCCGGCGUAAAAUACUUCUUCUGCAUGGUGUGUCGGAGUCGGAUGCAAAGGAGGAAGACACUAAGCAAGUGGUGGUAAGAGUUAUCAAGGACCGCCUUAAGCUUGAUAUAAAACCAACCGACAUCAAGCGUUGCCACCGUAUGGGGCGAACCUCACAAAAGGCCCGACCCAUCCUGCUCAAGCUGCAUGAUGUGGCUCUCCGCGAUAACAUCUGGCGUGAUAAAACAAGGUGCAAGGGCUCGGGUGUUACAAUCUCGGAGUUUUUGACAAAGACCCGACACAGCGUCUUUAUGGAAGCUCGGGCGAAGUUCGGCGUCAGUCAGUGUUGGACGAGGGAGGGCAUUAUCUUUGUCCUUGACUCAAAAGGUGUUCGACAUCGAUUGACUUCCAGGAACGAGCUCGAUAAUAUCGUUCUCCAACAACCUGAGCAAGGUGCUGCUGAACCUGUCGUUGCAGCUACUGGAAAAGUGGUGCCCAAGGCAAGGCGUGCAGCAUCUCGAAAAUAA